AUGGCUGAAGAAUAUGAAAAAUUUAAACGAUUCGAAUAUCGUAUGAACUCAAAUUUGGUGUUACAAAGAGAAGGACCAAUAUCUAGUAACAAAGAACCUACAGGUGAAAGUGAAAGUUUAGUAGGAAGAUUGAAAUAUAAGAUGGGUGAUAAAGUUGAAUAUAAUAAUAAUAAGAAGAAUAAUAAUAUUAUGUUAAUAAGAGAUCAUAAUAAUAAUAAUAAUAAUAAUGAAGUGAAUAUUAAUCGAUAUAAAAGAAAAGAUCUUUUUGAUGAUGAUAAAUAUAAUAAAAGAUCAAGUAAAAAAAUUCGUCAUAAAGAAAAAAGUGUAUUAAACGUAAAUAUUGAAGAUAUCUUUUUAUAUAAACCAUCAACUAAACAUACAGAAGAAAUAUAUACAAAACUUAUGAGUAAAAUAAGAUAUUUAUUAGGUGAUAACACUGGAGAUAUUAUUAAUAGUGCAUGUAAUGAAAUAUUAUAUAUUUUAAAAAAUGAAGAAUUAAAUAAUGAAGACAAAAAGAAACAAGUGGAAAGUCAACUAGAAAUAAAUAUAACUGAUGAGGUAUUUAUUGAAAUAAAUAAUUUGUCAAAAGAAAUAUAUGAUUUUAAUAAACAAGAAGAAGGAGAAUAUGUAGAAAAUGAAGAGGGCGUUGCUGUCAUAUUUGAAGAAGACGAUGAUUAUUUUAAUAUAGGAAGAAAUACGAGAGGGUAUAUGAAUGAUGAGCAGACAAUGGAAUUACAAGAUGGUAGUGAUGAUAAUCAAAGUGGAAGUGAAGAAGAAGAUGAAGAUGAAAAUGAAGAUGACAAUGAAGAUGAAGAUGAAAGUGAAGAUGCAAAUGAAGAUGACAAUGAAGAUGAAGAUGAAAGUGAAGAUGCAAAUGAUGAUGACAAUAAAAAUAUUAAUGAUGAUAACAAUAAUAAUUAUAAUAGUGUGAGACGAAAAAAGAAUAAGAAACGUAACCAAAUAAAUCAUCUCAAAAGUUAUGAUAAAAAAAAUAAAAAAUACGAGAAUUAUUUAAGUUUAAAAAAUACAAAUAAAAAUUUAUAUUAUGAUGAAGAAAAUAAUAAUAAUAAUAUUAAAGAUAAUGAUGAAUUGAAUAUUAAUGUAAUUGAUUCACAUUGGUUACAAAGAGAAUUAAAUAAAAUAUAUCCUGAUCCUUCUUUAUGUUUAGAUAAAGAAAAGGAAGUGUUAAAUGUUUUAAAUAUAUAUGAUAUACAAGAAAGUGAGAAUAAAUUAAUGCAUAUAUUAAAAUAUGAAAAUUUUAAUAUUGCUAGGGUUUUAAUAAAAAAUAGAUGGAAAAUAUAUUAUUGCACCUUGCUUGGUCAGGCACAAACGGAAGAAGAAAAAGAAGAAAUAAAGAAUGAGAUGAAAAAGACAGAAGAAGGACAAGAUAUAUUAGAUGAAUUAUGUAAUUUUAAAAAUGUGAGAAAGAAUAAGCAGAAUGAAUAUAGUAAAAUAAUUAGAAAAGAAGCAGAUAAUUUAUUAGGAAAAAAAAAAAAAAAUGAUUAUAGUAAAAAAAGUAGCAUGUCUGAUUAUACAUAUAUACAUGAUGAGGAGGAGAAGGAAUCAUAUGAUGACAAUAAUGAUAAUGAUGAUAAUGAUGAUGAUGAUGAUGAUAAUGAUGAUGAUAAUUAUUAUGAAUCUACAAAAUUGUAUAAUAGCGAUUCACAAGGAGAAGACUCAAAUGUAAAUACAAAUGUAAAUACAAAUGUAAAUACAAAUAUAAAAACACGUGGUAAUAUUAAUACAUAUGAUGACGAUUCUAAUAAAUUGAAAAAAAAAUCGAACGUAAAAAGGUCCAAAAAAAACAAAGAUGAUGAUAUUGAUGGUGAGUCCGAGAAAGAUGAUAAUGAAAGAAAAAGUUUUUAUAAUAAUAUGAAAUAUAAAUUCAUCGACCUAGAAAAACUAGAAACAAAAGAAAAGAAUAAAGAUAUAUUUUUUAAUAAAGAAGUGAUAUUACCACCUGAAAGUAAAAGAAUAGAAAGAAAAGAUUAUGAUGAAAUAAUUAUUAGUAGUAUGAAAAAUAAUAAAAUGGAUGGUGUGAAAAAACCAAAAAAUAAUAAAAAAAAUUAUUAUACAUGUGCAGAAGAUAUAAAAUUGAUACAUAUAAAUGAAUUACCAGAAUGGACACAUGAAGUAUUUUCUUGUGUUAAUAUAAAUAAAUUAAAUCCAAUACAAUCUAAAGUAUAUGAUAUAGCAUUUAAUAGAUAUGAAGAGAAUAUGUUAAUAUGUGCUCCUACAGGUUCUGGUAAGACUAAUAUUGCUUUAUUAUGUAUUUUGAAUGUUAUUAAUUCAUAUCGUUUAAAAAGUGGAGAAAUUGAUAGAAAAGAUUUUAAGAUUGUAUAUAUAUCUCCUAUGAAAGCGUUAGUAACUGAACAAGUGCAAUCAUUUAAUCUAAGACUUAAGUGUUUGAAUAUAAAAGUGAGUGAAUUAACAGGUGAUGUAAAUCUAAGUAGUAAAGAAUUAGAUGAUAGUCAGAUUAUUGUGAUGACCCCUGAAAAAUUUGAUGUUAUUAGUAGAAAAUGGAAUGAAAAAAUAUUAUUACAUAAAAUAAAAUUAAUUAUAUUUGAUGAAAUACAUUUGUUGAAUGAAAUACGUGGAAAUGUUUUAGAGAGUAUAAUAGCUCGUUUAAAUAGAUAUAUAGAUAACACCAUGGUAUAUGAUAUGAGUGGUGUUAUUACAUAUGGUUCAUCUGAAGCUGAUGAUCAUCAUAAUAAUAAUAUUGUAUAUGGUGAUGGUGUACAUGACAAUCGAGAGAACAAAUCUGGAUCCAAUAAUAUAUCUAUUAGAAAGAAAAAGAUUCGAUUAAUUGGAUUAUCUGCUACGCUACCAAAUUAUGAAGAUGUUGGAAUAUUUUUAAGAGCUCAUAUAGAAAAGGGAAUAUUUUAUUUUGAUCAUUCUUUUAGACCAGUUCAAUUAGAACAGCAUUAUAUAGGUAUAAAAGAAAAGAAAGGAAUUAAGAAAUAUGGUCUUAUGAAUGAUAUAACAUAUGAGAAAGUACUUGAAGAAGCUGGUAAAAAUCAGAUAUUAAUAUUUGUUCAUAGUAGAAAAGAAACAUAUAGAACAGCAAAAUUAUUAAUUGAUAGAUUUAUGAAGAGUGAUAAUUUAUGUAAGUUUUUAAUGGAUAAGAAAAUAUCAAGUGAGAUAUUAUUAUCAGAAAAAGAACAUGUAAUAAAUGAAGAAUUAAAAGAGAUAUUACCAUUUGGAUUUGGAAUACAUCAUGCAGGAUUAAAAAGAUUAGAUAGAAAAUUAGUUGAAGAUUUAUUUUCUGAUAGACAUAUUCAAGUAUUAGUUAGUACAAGCACAUUAGCAUGGGGUAUUAAUUUACCUGCACAUACAGUUAUAAUUAAAGGUACAAGUGUAUAUAAUAUUAAUAUAGGUGAUUUUGAUGAAUUAUCUAGUAUGGAUAUUUUACAAAUGGUUGGACGUUCAGGUAGACCUCAAUAUGAUAAAACUGGAAAAGCUAUUAUUAUUACAGAACAUAAAAAUUUACAAUUAUAUUUAUCUCUAAACAAUGAACAAUUAUCUAUUGAAUCAACAUUACUUCAUAAUAUUGUUAAUAUUAUUAAUGCAGAAAUUGUUUUAAAAAAUAUUCAAAAUAUGAAGGAUGCUAUGAACUGGUUAGAACGUACUUAUAUGUAUAUACGUAUGUUGAAAACUCCUACAUUAUAUGGUAUCCAUAUUAAUAAUAAUGAUCAAAUAAAAAGUAUUGAUCAAUUUAAAGAUAUAUUAAAUAUCAAAAAUAAAGCAAAUAAAAAUAAAAUCAACAACAAAAAUAAUAAUAAUGAUGAUGAUAAUAAUAAUGAUAAUAAUAAUAAUGAUGAUAAUUAUGAUGAUAAUAAUAGCAUGUGGGAUUAUUUGUAUACUUUAAAAAAUAAUUGUAAAUAUAAUAAAUUUAUGGAAAAAAUUAAAAAAAAAAUGUUUAAUAUAUUAUAUUCUUGUUUUGUUAUACUAGAAAAAUAUGAUUUAAUAAAAUAUAAUAAAAAAUUAAAUAGUGUUAGUAGUACUUAUAUAGGAAAAAUUAGUAGCUAUUAUUAUGUAGAUUAUAAAUCUAUAGAUAUAUUUAAUAAAAAAUUAAAUAAAUAUACAAAUGAAAUUGAUUUACUUAAAAUAUUUACUAUGAGUGAUGAAUUUAAAAAUAUUUAUAUAAGAGAUGAAGAAAAAACAGAAUUAUCAAUUUUAAUUGAAAAAUUACCUAUACCAGUUAAAGAAUCUAUAAAUAUUCCAUAUACUAAGAUAAAUAUAUUAUUACAAUUAUAUUUAUCAAAUGUAAUAUUAAAUGGUUAUAUUAUAAAUGCAGAUAUGUUAUAUAUACAUCAAAAUGCAUUACGUAUUUUUAGAUCAUUCUUUGAAAUCUCUUUAAAAAAAAAUUCUUAUAAUUUAAUUAAAUUAACUUUAAAAUUUUGUAAAAUGAUUGAGAGAAGAAUGUGGAGCACUAUGACUCCAUUAAGACAAUUUGGUUUAUUAAGUCCAGAUCUUAUACGUAUUAUUGAGAAGAAAAAUAUUACUUUUAAAAAUUAUUUAACAAUGAAUUUAAAUGAAUAUAUAACUAUUUUUAAAAAUAAAAAAAUUGCAAAAAAUAUUUAUAAAUUAGUACAUCACUUUCCAAAAUUAGAAUUAAAUGCAUAUAUACAACCAAUAAAUCAUAAAAUAUUAAAAGUAGAUUUAAAUAUAUCACCAGAUUUUAUAUAUAAUUAUAAAUAUCAUGGAUAUUAUAUGUUAUUCUGGGUUUUUGUUUUUGAUAUAUCUAAUGAAAAUAUAUUACAUUAUGAUUUAUUUACCCUAAAAAAGAAUUAUAAAAAUGAUAUAUUCAAUGUAAACAAUAAUAAAAAUAAAACAUCCACAACAAAUAAUAAUAAUAAUAAUAAUAAUAAUAAUAGUAGUAGUAAUAGUAGUAGUAGUAUGUAUAACCCAGCUGAUCUUUUAGAUGAUCAUAUGUUAACCUUUUUUCUACCAAUAAAUGAUAAUCCUUUCUAUAUUGUUAAAGUUAUUUCUGAUAAAUGGUUAGAUUGUGAAGCUACCAUAAAUUUAUAUUUAAAAGAUUUAAUUUUACCUCCUCCAAAUUUUUAUUCUACACAAUUAUUAGAUUUACAACCCUUGCCAAUACACUCAAUAAAAUAUGAAAAAGGUCAGAACUUUUUUAAUAAGAUAAGAAAUUUACAUUAUUUUAAUUCCAUACAUACACAAAUAUUUCCAUCUGUUUUUGAAAAUAAUGGAAAUGUAUUAAUAGCUAGCUCGAAUUCAAAACAUUAUUUAAUUCCAGCUGAAUUAGGUAUUAUAAAAAUCAUGAAAUUCUUAGAUUGCUUAUUUGAUUAUAUUAAAACAUAUAUUAAAAAUGAUAAAGAUGUUUAUAAAAUUAUUAAUGAUAAAAAAUUAUCAGAUCUUAUAUAUAAUAAUAAUUUAGUAGAUCUCAUAAAAAUUGUUUAUAUUGCACCAUUAGAUGAUGUAAUCAUAAAAACAUAUAAAAAUUGGCAAUCUCUUAAAAAAAUAUUUAAUUUAAAAAUGUGUAUACUAACAGGAGAUAUACAAAUAGAUAUGAAACUAUUACAAACACAUCAUAUUAUAUUAUCUAAUCCAUCUAAUUAUGAUAAUAUAUCAAAAAAAUGGAGAAGGAAAAAAAUACUACAAAAUAUAUCCUUUUAUAUAUUUGAUCAUAUGGAAUUGUUAGAUACAACUCAAGGAGGUAUUAUGGAAAUAGUAAUAAGUAGAAUAAGAUAUAUAACAACACAAUUAAAUUUAAAUAAAUCAGAAAAAAAAAAUCAAAACAAUGAUCAUCAUCAUAAUAAUGAUAAUGAUAAUUUCUUUAUGUCCAUAUUAAAUAAAGAAAAUAUGAAUAAGAAUUUCUUGGAAAAUAUAAAUAAAUUACAAAAUUUCUCUAUUGAUAAUAUAUAUGAUUAUAUAGGAUUAAAUAGAAUAUUAUGUUUAUCUAGCUGUUCUUUAUAUAAUUCUAAAGAUUUUGCUGAAUGGAUUGGAUGUAAAAAAAAUGAUUAUUAUAACUUUUUAUCAACUGUUAGAGAUAUACCUAUUGAAAUAUAUUUACAUGCAGUUAAUAUUAUGAAUAAACAAAAUAGAUAUAUAUCCAUGCAAAGACAAGUGUAUCAAAAUAUAAGAAAAUUAAAUAAUACACACAAAAAAAAAAAAAUGCAAAAUGUUAUUAUUUUUGUAACAGAUCAAAAAAUGUGUAAAACUUUGGCAUUGGAUUUAAUUCUUUCUGCUUAUAAUGAUAAUUUUAAAUAUUUUUCUCAUUUUGAAAAUUUAGAAAAUCAUAAAUAUAGUACACAUAAUAAAUAUUCUUCGGAUACGCAUCAUGCUGAUCAAAAUGAUCAUAAUAAUGAAUCCAAAGAGAAGAAAAAAACAGGAGGGUGGAUAUCCAAUUUUUUCUCUUAUAACAAGAAUGAUAAUAUCAGUAAUGAGAAUGAGAAGAAUGAUUUAAUAAAUAACAAAAAUUCGAAUGAUGAUAUAACACCAAAAAAUGUAUACAAUUGGGGAAGACUUAAUAGUAAUGAUUUACAUAAUAAUAUAAGUGAAGAAGAAUUGGCUAAAAAUAUUAAUCAUAUGAUUAAUUUGAAUAUAUCCAAUAAUGAUGAUAUUAACAAUAAGGAUACAAGAGAGAAUAACAUAGGUGUUGAUAUGAAUGAUCAUAAUAAUAAUAGUAAUAAUAGUAAUAGUAGUAGUAGUUGUGGUAGUAAUAUAUUUACUAAUAAUGGAAAACAUUCUAAUUAUAUAAAUAAUCAAAAUGAACAUAUAUUUGAUUAUAUAAGUGAUAAAAUGUUAAAACAAUUUAUGAGACAAGGUAUUUGCUAUUUGCAUAAUAAUAUGACAGAUAUAGAAAAAAAAAUUGUGGAAAUAUUAUUUGAUAAAAAAACAAUACAAAUAUUAAUCGUUUCUUAUGAUUAUGUCUACAGUUUAAAUGUGUAUGCUAAUACAGUUAUUAUAUUAGAUACUAUUAUAACACAUUUCCAUAAUAAUAAAGAAGAAGAUUAUAGCAUACAAAAUAUUUUAGAAAUGAUAAGUUAUGCUGGAAGACAAAAUGAAGAUACAAAAUCUUUUGUAUAUAUAUAUACAUAUAUAACAAAAAAAGAAUAUUAUAAAAAUUUUAUAUAUGAACCAUUAACUGUUGAAUCGAAUAUUGAAGAUAGUCUACCGAAUUUCUUAAAUAAUGAAAUAGUUAUGAGUACCAUUGAAAAUUAUCAAGAUGCUAUUGAUUGGUUAACGUGGUCUUUCUUUUAUAGACGUAUAAAAAAAAAUCCUAAUUAUUAUGGAUUAAAAGGUAUAUCGAAUGAACAUAUAUCAGAUUAUUUAUCAGAACUUAUAGAAAAUAAUAUGGAAAUAUUAUCAUUCGCUAAUUGCAUAAAUAUAGAAGAACAAACAAUGGAUAUCAAACCAUGUAAUUUAGGUAUUAUAUCCUCAUUUUAUAAUUUAGAUUAUCAUAUUAUUCAUUUUUUUAAUCAAUAUGUAUUAUCUUUAAAAACAUUAAAGAAAUCAAAAAUUUUUGAAAUAUUAUGUCUAUCAAAUAUUUUUAAUGACAUAUUAAAAAUAUAUAAUUAUGAUAUAUAUCUAUGUUUAAAAAUUUCUCAAGCAUGUAAUAUACAAGUAACAUAUGAAUUUUUAAAACUUUCUAUCAAUAAUGAAAAUACUUUAAAAAAUGGAAACAUUGAAGAUAAUAUAAAUAAUGAUAACAAAUCAGAAGAAUAUAAAAAAGAUCAAUAUAUUAAUUUAUUACAAUUUAUGACAGUACCUAUUUAUUUUACAUCUCAUUUAAAAGCUUUUAUACUUUUACAAGCACAUAUUCAUAGAUAUAAUUUACCAAUUAAUUAUAUACAAGAAACAAAAAAUGUAUUAUUAAAAGCAUAUAAAUUGAUCAAUUCUUUAAUUGAUGUUAUUAGUAGUAAUAAUAUUUUAAAUUUUUGUUUAUUUGUUAUGGAGGUAUCACAAAUGCUAACCCAAAGUAUGAAGAGUACUGAUCAAUCGAAUUUAUAUCAGUUACCACAUUUUAAUGAACAGUUAAUUAAACAAGCAAAUGAUUUAGAAAUAUCUGAUGUCUAUGAUUUAAUAAAUGCUGAAGAUGAAACUAGAGAUAUUUUAUUAAAACAUUUAAAUGAAAAACAAAGAAGUGAAAUCGCAAAUGUUUGUAAUAUUUUCCCAAUUAUAGAAGUACAAUAUGAAAUAGAUCUUGAUAAAUCUUAUAAAGUUAAUGAAAUUGCACACCUUAAUUUAAUCAUAGAAAGAGAUUUAACAGAUGAUGCUGUGAAUUUUGCACACUCACUUUAUUUACCAUUUGAAAAAGAAGAAAUGUGGUGGAUCGUUAUUGGAAUUAAAAAAAUGAAUUUACUUUUAUCAAUCAAAAAAUUGUCUUUAUUGAAAAGUAUCAAUAAUAUAAAAAUUAAUUUUGAAUUACCUGACAAGCCAAAUACUUAUGACGUGGUAAUUUAUGUGGUUAACGAUUCUUAUGUUGGUUGUGACCAGGAAUACGAGUUUAAGAUAACCGUGGAGGAGUAA
This is a messenger RNA of Plasmodium adleri (nom. inval.), 8496 nucleotides long. RefSeq names its product pre-mRNA-splicing helicase BRR2, putative. Gene Ontology annotation, cellular component: nucleus. Lineage: Eukaryota; Apicomplexa; Aconoidasida; Haemosporida; Plasmodiidae. The transcript has a single exon. Gene Ontology annotation, molecular function: ATP binding; nucleic acid binding. The record is from RefSeq and is a predicted model, not a curated record. Bases 1 to 8496 code for a protein of 2831 amino acids.